This is a messenger RNA of Panicum virgatum (switchgrass), 478 nucleotides long. RefSeq lists its product as uncharacterized. The record is from RefSeq and is a predicted model, not a curated record. NCBI's taxonomy places the organism in Eukaryota, Viridiplantae, Streptophyta, Magnoliopsida, Poales, Poaceae. The coding region runs from base 113 to 478 and encodes 121 amino acids. The transcript is spliced from 3 exons.
GUCACCCUAUAAAAAUAGCCAUGGCCCCUGUUCAUAUCACUGCCUCAAGAGAGCGAAACAGAAAAAAAGAAAAGAAAGUCUUCCAUCAGGUGCAAGCUGUGCAACUGAAAACAUGAAGACGACCUGCUGCCAAAUGGUGCCCCUCCUCGCCGUCCUGGCGGCGCUCGCCGUCGCUGCCAGCGCCGCGGCCGUCGACCCGCAGAAGCCGAGAGGCCAACAGGUCCACCUGUUUGAGGCCACAGUCCGCGUUCCGGGCCACGGCGGCCACGACCUCGAGGAGUACAACUACCGCCUGCUCGCCGAAGUGCUCGGCAGCAUCGAGGCAGCACGGAGCGCGAUGUACGAGACUGAACUUGGGGAAUUCAGCGCGUUUCUCACCAACAAUCAGGCCCGUCGACUAUCAAAAGUCCCAGGGGUGCUCAAAGUCACAAGAAUGGAGGACCCUGCACCGCUUCCGGAGACGGACGGCCAUCUCUAG